Messenger RNA from Diceros bicornis minor, 4111 nucleotides. RefSeq names its product ATPase plasma membrane Ca2+ transporting 3 (gene ATP2B3). Gene Ontology annotation, molecular function: ATP hydrolysis activity; ATP binding; P-type calcium transporter activity. Gene Ontology annotation, cellular component: intracellular membrane-bounded organelle; membrane. The record is from RefSeq and is a predicted model, not a curated record. Lineage: Eukaryota; Metazoa; Chordata; Mammalia; Perissodactyla; Rhinocerotidae. The coding region runs from base 138 to 3926 and encodes 1262 amino acids. The transcript has 21 exons. Gene Ontology annotation, biological process: regulation of cytosolic calcium ion concentration; calcium ion transmembrane transport.
AUCUCUGCUUAGCCACUUCCCCAUCACCUCUGCUGCGCCUCACCCAGGCACUGGGACCUCAGGUAGCCACCUGCCCCUAGCUGAGGCUGCAGCUGCGAGAAGGCCCAGCACCCUCUCCUCCCAGUGCGACAAGCAGAAUGGGCGACAUGGCCAACAGUUCCAUUGAGUUCCAUCCCAAGCCCCAGCAGCAACGGGAGGCCCCCCAAGCAGGUGGCUUUGGGUGCACGCUGGCUGAGCUGCGCUCCCUCAUGGAGCUCCGAGGGGCCGAGGCGCUGCAGAAGGUCCAGGAAACCUAUGGGGAUGUCAGCGGGCUCUGCAAGAGGCUGAAGACCUCACCCACAGAGGGCCUGGCCGACAACGCCAAUGACUUGGAGAAGCGCAGGCAGAUCUACGGGCAGAACUUCAUUCCUCCCAAGCAGCCCAAGACCUUCCUGCAGCUGGUGUGGGAGGCCCUGCAGGACGUGACCCUCAUCAUCCUGGAGGUGGCUGCCAUCAUCUCCCUGGGCCUCUCGUUCUAUGCGCCACCAGGAGAGGAGAGCGAAGCAUGCGGGAAUGUGUCAGCCGGGACAGAAGACGAAGGGGAGGCUGAGGCCGGCUGGAUCGAGGGGGCCGCCAUUCUGCUGUCUGUAGUCUGCGUGGUGCUCGUCACGGCCUUCAAUGACUGGAGCAAGGAGAAGCAGUUCCGGGGCCUGCAGAGCCGCAUCGAGCAGGAGCAGAAGUUCACAGUCAUCCGCAAUGGGCAGCUCCGCCAGGUCCCUGUGGCUGCGCUGGUGGUGGGGGACAUCGCCCAGGUCAAGUAUGGAGACCUGCUGCCUGCCGACGGCGUGCUCAUCCAGGGCAACGACCUCAAGAUCGACGAGAGCUCCCUGACUGGCGAGUCGGACCACGUGCGAAAGUCAGCCGACAAAGACCCCAUGCUGCUCUCAGGCACUCAUGUCAUGGAAGGUUCUGGAAGAAUGGUGGUGACGGCUGUUGGUGUGAACUCCCAGACAGGCAUCAUCUUUACCUUGCUUGGAGCUGGCGGAGAGGAGGAGGAGAAGAAGGAUAAGAAAGGCAAGCAGCAGGAUGGGGCGAUGGAGAGUAGCCAGACCAAAGCUAAGAAGCAGGAUGGGGCGGUUGCCAUGGAAAUGCAGCCCCUGAAGAGUGCAGAGGGCGGGGAGAUGGAGGAGCGGGAGAAGAAGAAAGCCAACGUGCCCAAGAAAGAGAAGUCUGUCCUUCAGGGCAAGCUCACCAAACUGGCUGUGCAGAUCGGGAAAGCAGGGCUGGUGAUGUCCGCCAUCACUGUCAUCAUCCUGGUCCUCUACUUUGUGAUCGAGACCUUCGUUGUCGAUGGCCGGGUAUGGCUGGCAGAGUGCACACCAGUCUACGUGCAGUACUUCGUGAAGUUCUUCAUCAUCGGUGUCACGGUGCUGGUUGUGGCUGUCCCGGAGGGCCUCCCUCUUGCUGUCACCAUCUCCUUAGCUUACUCUGUCAAGAAAAUGAUGAGGGACAACAACCUGGUCCGCCACCUGGAUGCCUGCGAGACCAUGGGCAAUGCCACGGCCAUCUGCUCGGACAAGACAGGCACGCUCACCACCAACCGUAUGACCGUGGUCCAGUCCUACCUCGGGGACAGCCACUACAAGGAGAUUCCGGCCCCCAGCGCCCUGACCCCCAAGAUCCUUGACCUCCUGGUCCACGCCAUCUCCAUCAACAGUGCCUACACCACCAAAAUACUACCUCCAGAGAAGGAAGGCGCUCUCCCACGUCAAGUGGGCAACAAGACAGAGUGUGCCCUGCUGGGCUUCGUCCUGGACCUGAAGCGGGACUUCCAGCCUGUACGGGAGCAGAUUCCGGAAGACAAGCUUUACAAAGUGUACACCUUCAACUCGGUCCGCAAGUCCAUGAGCACGGUCAUCCGCCUACCCAACGGCGGCUUCCGCCUCUUCAGCAAGGGCGCCUCGGAGAUCCUACUGAAAAAGUGCACCAACAUGUUAAACAGCAAUGGAGAACUGUGCAGCUUUCGCCCUCGGGACCGGGACGACAUGGUAAAGAAGAUCAUCGAGCCCAUGGCUUGCGAUGGUCUCCGCACCAUCUGCAUCGCCUACCGGGACUUCUCUGCUGCCCAGGAGCCUGACUGGGACAACGAGAACGAGGUCGUGGGCGACCUCACCUGCAUAGCCGUCGUGGGCAUCGAGGACCCUGUGCGACCUGAGGUCCCUGAAGCUAUCCGCAAAUGCCAGCGUGCUGGCAUUACAGUCCGCAUGGUGACCGGGGACAACAUCAACACGGCCCGGGCCAUUGCGGCCAAGUGUGGCAUCAUCCAGCCAGGGGAGGACUUCCUGUGCCUGGAGGGGAAGGAAUUCAACCGUCGGAUCCGCAAUGAGAAAGGCGAGAUAGAACAGGAGCGCCUGGACAAGGUGUGGCCCAAGCUGAGGGUCCUCGCCCGAUCAUCUCCCACUGACAAGCACACUCUGGUCAAAGGGAUUAUCGACAGCACCACUGGCGAGCAGCGACAGGUGGUGGCCGUGACAGGGGACGGCACCAACGAUGGGCCAGCCCUCAAGAAGGCGGAUGUGGGCUUCGCCAUGGGCAUUGCAGGGACUGACGUGGCCAAGGAGGCCUCGGACAUCAUCCUGACUGAUGACAACUUCACCAGCAUCGUCAAGGCAGUCAUGUGGGGCCGCAACGUGUACGACAGCAUCUCAAAGUUCCUGCAGUUCCAGCUGACAGUCAAUGUGGUGGCCGUGAUCGUGGCUUUCACGGGCGCCUGCAUUACUCAGGACUCUCCUCUCAAAGCUGUACAGAUGUUGUGGGUGAACUUGAUCAUGGACACGUUUGCCUCUCUGGCCCUGGCGACAGAGCCACCUACCGAGUCACUGCUGCUGCGGAAGCCAUACGGCAGGGACAAGCCCCUGAUCUCCCGCACCAUGAUGAAGAACAUACUAGGCCAUGCAGUCUACCAGCUCUCCAUCAUCUUCACACUGCUCUUUGUGGGGGAGCUCUUCUUCGACAUUGACAGCGGGAGGAAUGCGCCCCUGCACUCACCGCCCUCGGAGCACUACACCAUCAUCUUCAACACCUUCGUCAUGAUGCAGCUCUUCAAUGAGAUCAACGCCCGCAAGAUCCAUGGCGAGCGCAACGUGUUCCACGGCAUCUUCAGCAAUCCCAUCUUCUGUGCCAUCGUCCUGGGCACCUUUGCAAUUCAGAUUGUCAUCGUCCAGUUUGGUGGGAAGCCCUUCAGCUGCUCCCCACUGUCCACGGAGCAGUGGCUCUGGUGCCUGUUUGUUGGCGUUGGGGAGCUGGUCUGGGGACAGGUCAUCGCCACCAUCCCCACCAGCCAGCUCAAGUGCCUGAAGGAAGCAGGGCAUGGGCCUGGGAAGGAUGAGAUGGCUGACGAGGAGCUGGCCGAGGGGGAGGAAGAGAUCGACCACGCCGAGCGGGAGCUCCGCAGAGGCCAGAUCCUCUGGUUCCGGGGCCUCAACCGGAUCCAGACGCAGAUGGAGGUAGUGAGUACCUUCAAGAGAAGCGGUUCAUUUCAGGGUGCUGUGCGCCGGCGGUCUUCAGUCCUCAGCCAGCUCCAUGACGUAACCAAUCUUUCUACCCCUACUCACCUAAUUCUCUCUAUCCGGGUGGUGAAAGCCUUCCGUAGCUCACUCUAUGAAGGCCUGGAGAAACCGGAAUCCAAGACCUCCAUCCACAACUUCAUGGCAGCGCCCGAGUUUCUGAUCAAUGACUACACCCACAACAUCCCGCUCAUUGAUGACACGGACGUGGACGAGAACGAAGACCGUCUGCGGGCCCCCCCACCCCCGUCCCCCAACCAGAACAACAACGCCAUAGACAGCGGCAUCUACCUGACCACGCACGGCACCAAGUCAGCUACCUCGUCAGUGUUUUCUUCCAGACCCGGGAGCCCGCUCCACAGCGUGGAGACGUCCCUCUAAGCAGAACUGAUCUCGGCACGCGCACACCUGCACACACACACGCACUCGGGCGGGCAGCACAGGCCUGCAAGGAGGGAUCAGCCAAGAGACUUGCAGGAAGCCAAUCCAUUCAAGGCUUCUUACCCGGACCGAGGACAUGGAGGAGGAGCAGGAGGAGGAGGACGACGAAGGAGAAACUAGAGAGC